AUGAAGUUCUUCUCCGUGCUUACCGCGGCUCUUGUUUCAUCCGUCAGCGUGUCGUCGAAGCCUCUCGACUUGCGACAGCUUGCUUCCUCGAGUACUUCCAACUCGGCUUCGGCUACCUCAACGUCGUCGUUGAGCGCUGCUUCAUCGGCCUCGGCCUCGACCUCGACCUCGAGCUCGGCCACUUCUCCUCCUCCUCCUCCUCCAGUCGUUCCCAGCGGGACCAUCAUCAACAGCUACAAUUCUAGUCUCUCCUACAACAGCACUGCCUCUGCUGAUGAUAGCUCCGUCUACGGCGUUGGUGCUACUGGCUUUGACGGCGUGCAAAAGUCCAAGAUCCCACUCAACAUUGUGCUGACCAACGAUGACAGCUGGGCAUCCGCCAAUGUUCGCGCUCUGUACUAUGCGCUUCGCAGAGCUGGUCACCGCGUGCUCAUGGUAUCUCCCUCGCACAACCAGUCGGGUAAGGGUGGCACCGUUGUUCUGCCAACCGAGCUCAACAUUACCUCGGAAGGCCGUGGCGGCUUCGUCCCAGUCGGCUCUCCCUUUGCCGGCCUCAACGUGAGCGACCCUGGUCUGCGAUACUUCAACGGCACUCCAGCCGCUUGCUCUGGCUGGGCUCUGGAUCACGAUGCGCAGUACUUUUUUAACGCUACCAGCCGGAACGACUCGACUGCCGGUGUCGAUCUGGUUGUCAGUGGGCCCAACGAGGGCACUAAUCUCGGACCAUUCUUGUACACGCUUUCCGGAACGAUUGGUGCUUCGUACUUUGCUGUCGAGCGCGGCGUUCCGUCCAUUGCUAUUAGUGCCUCGACUGACAUCCGCCAAUACACUUCGCUCAACCUUUCGGACCCCAACGAUGAAUCGAUCAAAAUCGCCACCUACUCGGCCAACUUUGUCACUACCGUUUCGGACGAGGCCAAGAGCUCGAACUCGAGCGCGCGCAUCUUGCCGCUCGGCAUCGGUUUGACAGUCAACUACCCCAAGAUUGUUCCUACCGGCAACUGCACUGACCUCACCUGGGUCCACACGCGUCUGACAGGCAAGGCUAUUGUCGAUCGUUUCGUGGUAAACGCCACUACCGGUCUGCCCACGUAUGCCAACUACGUGAGUGACGGUGUGAACGCUUGCAUCGCCGGCAAUUGCUCGCUUCCCGGCGAAACCGAUGUAAUCUCCAACGGAAAAUGCCAGGCUUCCGCUUCGAUCUACUCGGUCGACUACGAUGCUCCCACAGGCAAGACGGCAGAUCUGAUCGCCGCGCUUACCGAUGGCAUCUCAUCGCUGAACUCGAACGCUACUUCUUUCAGCUCGAACCGCGCCAACACUACUGCUUCGGCCUAG
This is a messenger RNA of Mycosarcoma maydis (corn smut), 1338 nucleotides long. RefSeq lists its product as uncharacterized. Gene Ontology annotation, molecular function: nucleotidase activity. The record is from RefSeq and is a predicted model, not a curated record. Lineage: Eukaryota; Fungi; Basidiomycota; Ustilaginomycetes; Ustilaginales. The transcript has a single exon. The coding region runs from base 1 to 1338 and encodes 445 amino acids.